CCUGCCCUGGCGUGAAACGACGCCAACAGCCCAUGUCCCAGCCAUCUUCCUUCUGAGCCCGGGCCGGCAAUCGAUUGGACAUGUUUGAGCUGCGAGUAGCCGCUCUGCAUAUGCAAUGCGAGUGCUCUGGCGCACAGCAGGAGCCAUGGUCUUCAAGGAGCUGCAGGGACCGGUGCCGGGAAGUGGAGACGAGGGAUGGGAUCACGGAUCCAGGUCAGAAAACAAAGUGCCUUGGCAGGGAAACGCUUCUUCGAUCGACGUGGAGGGCGGUGAGGCCUCUCUGGCAUACGUGGGUCGCGUAUUGCCAAUGGAUUUUCUUCCACGGAGGAGGAGUAAGACAAAUCUUGCAAGUUGCGAUCUGAAUUUUCCGGAUGACAUUUCUUAUUCAGGAAACGAAGUGGGGUACGUUGGGUACGUUUCAACGAGUAUUAUUUCCGGUGUUUGUGCGAUUCCCUCCACGCUUCCACUUCUAUGUUGGAAGAGUAAUCGAUUGAUUCAUGGCGUCUCGGGGAGCCGCGUUGGAAGCAGCCAUGUCGUGCCUCCAUUGCGUCCGCCUCCCCGCCCCUCGUACGGUGGCAGGUCACGGGAUCUCCAUCCAGAACCUCGUCCCUUUGCCUUUUGCUGUCUAGGUUGAUAUGGAUCGAGGGGUUCCAAGAGCAUAUGGUAGCAUGCGAUCGAUGUACUUACAGGUACAAACACAUGCGUGAAAUGAAGCGCCUUAAACGAAGUCCGAACUAGAGGACUUUAUAGACUGAUUGUCUGCACUUCUUUCCCUUACCGUUGUAGAAGA
This is a messenger RNA of Amorphotheca resinae ATCC 22711, 790 nucleotides long. RefSeq lists its product as hypothetical. The record is from RefSeq and is a predicted model, not a curated record. The transcript has a single exon. Lineage: Eukaryota; Fungi; Ascomycota; Leotiomycetes; Helotiales; Amorphothecaceae. The coding region runs from base 116 to 634 and encodes 172 amino acids.